Funneliformis mosseae is the source of this 534-nucleotide messenger RNA. The record is from the annotation of a GenBank genome assembly. Lineage: Eukaryota; Fungi; Glomeromycota; Glomeromycetes; Glomerales; Glomeraceae.
AUGACUACACGUAACGACGACACCCAAUUGACACUUAAUAUUCCACCACCCCCAUUCCCCCCCAUAAUAAAUGCACAGGAAAAUUUGACUGUCCCAACAAUUAGAUCCAAUGCGCGUAGCCCCAACGCAUUUUUUGUUUAUCGUAAGGCGUUCACUAGACAUCUUCUGCAAUUGAACUAUCAUUUGCCGAUGACCGAAGUCUCGAAGUUUGCUUCAACGUACUGGCAAAACGAGCCAGAAGAUGUUAAAGAAGUGUACAAAAAAUUGGCUCGGGAAGUUAAACAGGAAUUAGAUCGAAUUAGAAGAAAUCCACAACAUUCCCUCAUGUAUAUAUCCAUAAUGACCCCGGGGGAUGUUGUGGAUUCUUCAAAGCAUUCCUUCACUGAUGCAAACGUCACUUGGGAUCCUGCACCAAAUAAUUGUAAUAUUAGUGAGUCAUCCAAUUCAAGUGAUAAUCAUUAUUUGCCGGGUAGGGAUCAAGAGCUCUACGGAGAAAGCGCUCUGGAUUGGUAUUUGCGAGACGUUAUUCCCUAA